CGACGCACGGGGCAAAGCGUACUUUCGGGCGAAUAUUCAGUCCACGACUGUCUCUCAUCUGUGACAGACGGACAGCCAUGAACACUAUAUAAAUAUACACCUUCGGGUUAGUGUAAUUGUGAUCGUGAUUUUCUUGUCGACUGUCUGUGCGGUACUUUAUUCAGUGCUUUGUGUUUUGAGUGUACAUUCGCGGAAAUCAUAAUGUGGCCACCGAGACUGUUACGGUGGACAGUCACCCUUCUUCUUCUAGUUGCCGUCAUAGCUCCCACCACAGAUUCAUCUAAUGUCCGCAGAAGAUUACGUAAGCCAAGCAAAGUCAACACAUCUGUAACCAGCAGUGUCUCCAGGUCAUCAGACCAGGUCAUAUCGGCUAGUGUAAACAGACCAAAGAUCCGUGGGAGACCGAUUGUCGCCAGCAGAAAGUCUUCUGCCGCGCUUGACAACUCCGUUGCCACCGAUGACCAUCGUGAUAAAGAUGGAUAUAAGGUGGUCUGUUACUACACCAACUGGUCGCAGUAUCGUACGAAGCUCGGCAAAUUCACACCAGAAGACAUUCAGCCAGACCUCUGCACCCACGUGAUCUUCGCCUUCGGAUGGAUGAAGAAGGGGAAACUCAGUUCUUUCGAAUCAAACGAUGAGACUAAAGAUGGAAAGACUGGAUUGUAUGAUAGGAUUAAUGCUCUCAAGAAGGCUAAUCCAAAACUUAAGACUUUGCUUGCUAUUGGUGGCUGGUCCUUUGGUACUCAGAAAUUCAAGGAGAUGUCUGCGACCCGGUACUCCAGGCAGACGUUCAUCUACUCAGCUAUCCCGUACCUCCGGGACAGGAACUUCGAUGGGCUGGACGUGGACUGGGAGUACCCCAAGGGUAGUGACGACAAGAAGAACUUUGUGCUGUUCUUAAAAGAGCUUAGAGAAGCCUUCGAAGCUGAAGCUCAGGAGGUGAAGAAGCCACGAUUGCUGCUUACUGCUGCUGUACCAGUCGGCCCCGACAACAUUAAGAGUGGAUACGAUGUUCCUGCUGUUGCUAGCUAUCUGGACUUCAUCAACGUCAUGGCUUACGAUUUCCACGGCAAGUGGGAGAAGGAGACUGGUCACAACGCACCACUGUAUUCUCCAUCAUCAGACUCUGAGUGGAGAAAGCAACUCUCUGUGGACCACGCGUCUCAUCUAUGGGUCAAAUUGGGAGCUCCUAAGGAAAAACUAAUUAUCGGUAUGCCAACGUACGGGCGCACUUUCACUUUGUCAAAUGUCAACAACUUCAAAGUGAAUUCUCCGGCGAGUGGGGGAGGCAAGGCUGGCGAAUACACAAAGGAAGGAGGCUUCCUCGCAUACUAUGAGAUUUGUGAAAUACUACAAAACGGUGGAGCAUACGUUUGGGAUGACGAGAUGAAAGUCCCAUAUGCGGUACACGGAGACCAAUGGAUCGGAUUUGAUGAUGAGAAAUCUAUUAGAAAUAAAAUGAGAUGGAUCAAGGAUAAUGGAUUCGGUGGAGCCAUGGUGUGGACUGUUGACAUGGAUGACUUUAGUGGAACUGUCUGCGGUGGUAAUGUCAAGUACCCUCUCAUUGGAGCAAUGAGGGAAGAACUCCGUGGUAUCUCUCGUGGUAAAGACGCGAAAGACGUAGACUGGUCUACUGUAGCAGCCAGCAUCGUUGAAGAAGAAACAGAGAAACCGGAACCGAUUAAGAUCAGCCUAUCAGAUGUCCUUAGCAAGGUGAAGAAGCCUACUAAGACUAUCAGAGUCAAGACCAACAAUGCAGCGAUCCUUGAUAAAAACAAGCGUGAACCCCAAAUUUUGUGUUACCUCACUUCGUGGUCAUCAAAACGCCCCAGCGCUGGUCGCUUUAUGCCAGAGAACGUAGACCCAACUCUAUGUACACACGUUAUCUAUGCUUUCGCAACUCUAAAAGAUCAUAAGCUGACAGAAGGUGAUGAAAAAGAUGCCGACAUGUACGAUAAAGUAGUUGGACUGAGAGAGAAAAAUCCUAAUUUGAAAAUCCUUCUCGCCAUCGGGGGAUGGGCGUUCGGAUCCACACCUUUCAAAGAACUCACCUCCAACGUAUUCAGGAUGAACCAGUUUGUGUAUGAAGCUAUUGAAUUCCUGAGGGAUUAUCAAUUCAACGGCCUUGAUAUUGACUGGGAGUACCCAAGAGGUGCCGACGACCGCGCAGCAUUCGUCUCCCUCCUUAAAGAAUUACGUCUAGCAUUUGAAGGUGAAGCGAAAUCUUCAGGUCAACCGCGUCUUCUACUCACAGCAGCUGUUCCAGCUUCUUUCGAAGCUAUUGCAGCCGGUUAUGAUGUACCGGAAAUAUCUAAAUACUUGGAUUUCAUCAACGUUAUGACAUAUGACUUCCAUGGACAGUGGGAAAGACAAGUUGGUCACAAUAGUCCACUCUUCCCCCUCGAGAGCGCUACCAGCUACCAGAAGAAACUUACUGUGGACUAUUCUGCGCGUGAGUGGGUCCGACAAGGUGCACCAAAGGAGAAGCUGAUGAUUGGUAUGCCAACGUAUGGAAGAUCAUUCACUCUCAUCAAUGAAACACAAUUCGAUAUCGGUGCGCCUGCGUCUGGUGGAGGUCAAACCGGAAGAUUCACAAAUGAAGCUGGUUUCAUGUCUUAUUACGAGAUCUGUGACUUCCUUCGAGAGGAUAAUACUACUCUUGUCUGGGACAAUGAACAGAUGGUGCCAUUCGCAUACAGAGAUGAUCAGUGGGUGGGCUUUGAUGACGAGAGAUCACUAAAGACAAAGAUGGCAUGGCUUAAAGAAGAAGGCUUCGGUGGAAUCAUGGUCUGGUCUAUCGAUAUGGACGACUUCAGGGGGUCAUGUGGCACCGGAAAGUAUCCUCUCAUUACAGCCAUGAAACAGGAACUGGCUGAAUACAAAGUAAAAUUGGAGUAUGAUGGACCAUAUGAAAGUUCAGUGGGAAGUGGACAGUAUACUACUAAAGAUCCCAACGAAGUGACAUGCGAAGAAGAAGAUGGCCACAUCUCAUAUCACCCAGACAAAGCGGAUUGUACAAGGUACUACAUGUGCGAGGGAGAGAGGAAACACCACAUGCCAUGCCCCUCUAACCUCGUAUUCAAUCCCAACGAGAACGUCUGUGAUUGGCCAGAAAACGUCGAAGGUUGCCAGCAUCACACACAAGCGCCGGCUGCUAGAAGAUAAGGAAACUAGUAGAAAUAGGAAAGUAGAACUUAUUUCAUGAAUUUAAAUGUCAUUUGUAGAAAGUAGAUGUCUUAAUUAAAAUUUUAUUAUAACAAAAACUGCCGCAAUCCUUGGCGUGGCAAAGUAUUGUUAAAAUUGUUUUAGAUGUCAUAGGACUUGGGUUCCUAUGACAUCUAAAACAAUUUUAACAUUAGGCGUUUUUUUAAUUUAUUAUUCAUUCAUUCAUUAUUAAGGCGUUUUAAACGGGGUCGUAUAUUUUUUCUCAUAAAGAACUGAAUGUCUUACGUUGCAGCGUUUGUAAUGGCGGCUAAAUUUAAUAAUUAAUACACAAAAAAAUGAUUACGUCACUUUCUACAAAUGCACUGUUCUUCCACCUUAAAAUUAAAUAUUUAUUAAUGACGGAUUUUAUGACAGUUCGUGUGAUAUUGUAUAUUUUUUACUUGAGUUUUGUACUUAUUUUUUUUAGUAUCGUAAACUUAGGCAAAUUCGACUAUUAAGUUUACUUUUAGUACAUUGUAAUGUAUAGUGUUUCCACAUGUCUAAUGUAAGGGAAUUAAUAAAAAUAAUAUUUUAUAUAAAUCGUCAGAUGAAAUAUUAAAUAAUGCAAAAUUGGACUAUUUACAAAUGUAAAAGUUAAUUGGAUAUAUUUGUAUUAAUGAUAAAAACUAACUCAGUUGACAACUUGACUAUCGAAAAAAUUUUGGUUUUUUGAAACGUUAAAAGAAGUAGUAUAAAAUUACACGAAAAUAUAUGUUGAAGCAAUAUUUCUUUUAAAUUAUAUAUGUAAAUUAUUUAGAAUUAAAGCAUAUGUGUAUAAAAUUUCUCGUUACUGUAAGUUAGAUUUUACGUUUUUCUAAAUAAUUCCUUAUAGGGUAGAAAUCCCUUCAAUACUCGAAUCAGCUAAAAUACUGCCUAACCUAAUAUAACAGUGACUCGACAUUCUUAAUCUAAGUAGGCGAAUAACUAAGAUUUGUAAAUAUUGUAUUUAGGUAAGCGUAUUUUAAAUAAAAUUUUAAAAUUA
This is a messenger RNA of Pieris rapae (cabbage white), 4186 nucleotides long. RefSeq names its product probable chitinase 10 (gene Cht7). The record is from RefSeq and is a predicted model, not a curated record. The transcript is spliced from 19 exons. Gene Ontology annotation, biological process: chitin catabolic process; carbohydrate metabolic process. Gene Ontology annotation, molecular function: chitin binding; hydrolase activity, hydrolyzing O-glycosyl compounds. Lineage: Eukaryota; Metazoa; Arthropoda; Insecta; Lepidoptera; Pieridae. Gene Ontology annotation, cellular component: extracellular region. Bases 202 to 3165 code for a protein of 987 amino acids.